AUGCGGCAGGAUACCAAUUAUAGAAAAGCCAUUACGGCUCAGGAACGAUUAGCUGUGACGCUCCGGUUUUUGGCAACAGGCGAUUCCUUUACAAGUUUACAAUACUUGUUUAAAAUAUCUAAGCAAAGUAUUGGUAAAAUUGUUCCGGAGGUCUGUGAAGCCAUUACGAAGGCACUGAAAUUGUAUAUUCAGAUGCCAAAAACUGGAACGGAAUGGCUAAAAAUCGCACAGGAAUACAAUGACACCUGGAAUUUCCCCCACUGCAUCGGCAGCAUUGAUGGGAAACACAUAAGUAUUCAAUCGCCAAAACACAGCGGAAAUGUUGGCUGCCAAGGAAGAAUUUCAGACGGAGGUGUAUUUAAUAAUUCUUCUCUAUAUCGGGCCAUGGAGGAGAAGAAAUUAAAUAUCCCAGCGGCUAUUCGAUUAGAAGGAAGGGAAAUACCAAUUCCUUUCUUUUUCUUAGGAGACGAAGCCUUCCCCAUUUCGGAACACCUCCUGAAAUGUUACUCUGGAUAUUUUACGAAAGGAUCGCAGCAGCGUAUAUUUAAUUAUCGAGUAUGCCGGGCCCGAAGGGUUGUUGAAAACGCCUUCGGCAUAUUGGCCGCAGUCUUCCGCGUAUUAAGGAAACCAAUGCUUUUAUCGCCGGAAAAAGCUUCUGUUGUUGUUUUAACAACAACAGUAUUGCACAAUUUUUUACGGCAAAGGCCAGAUUCUUCUCGACUUUAUACUCCUCCUGGAACGAUGGAUAACGAAGAUGAAGGCGUUUUGAGAGGAGGUAACUGGAGGGAACAGGGCAACGAAAUGGGAGCGCUUUUGCCCUUGCGAGGAGUUCCGCGGAGAACAACUUCCGCGUUGUUACAAGUACGAGAGGAACUGGCCCAUUAUUUUUUGGCGGAAGGAAGGGUACCUUGGCAGGAAGACUGCGCAUAG
Molecule: messenger RNA, 930 nt
Organism: Osmia bicornis bicornis
Lineage: Eukaryota; Metazoa; Arthropoda; Insecta; Hymenoptera; Megachilidae
Exons: 3
Coding region: 1-930 (309 amino acids)
Source: RefSeq, a predicted model, not a curated record